UUUAUGCGUGUGUAUAGUAUGCGCAUAUAAUAACAAUUACGGCGCGCCAGCCCGCAGGGGGUAUUGUGUGAUACAUCCAUAUACAACACUUGUAUUUUGGCAAAAAGUUAAAAAACAAAAAAAACAAAAGAGUUAAUAAAAAUUGUUGCGAAGAGCAGUGGGAGCGUAAAAAUAGUAGAAAAAAAUAGUACUAAUGCAUUAUAUUGAUGUGAAUUAGAGGCAGGCUCGCACGUGUCCUAUCAUAGGUAGACGAUAAAAUUCAAAUAAAAAGAGCGCACUCGUCGAUAAUAGCCAUAGCCGAGCAGCUGAGUACUUAUGUGUACUCUCUGGCACGCAGCUGAGCCGAGAACGGGGAUAAGGCAUAUUAGGUAGGUACCUAUAAGCGUAUGAGGUAGCUAGCGCGAGGUAGAGCUGUGAUCCGCAGCGCGCUUGCACGAGCAGAUCGAGAGCGAGCGCGGCAAGCGCAGAAAAACAACAUUUUCGCGAAAACAAAGCACCAGUGCGGUAUAAGCGAUCGAGCCGAACGGGAGGUCUUACCGGGUCUUACGUCGUCAAUGGUUGCGUUCGUCUAGGAGCGCUGAGGCCGCGAAAGAGGCCGCGAAAGCUUCAGCUCAGCAGCUUCCGCUUGCAGCAUGAGGUGCUCGUCUACGUGGCCGUCCCUCUGCGUCCCGGUCCUUUGGCUGCUUCAGGUCCGGGCCUCGCUUUUCGAGGAUAGCUUGCGACUCGCGCUAUGCCAAGCGCGAUGUCCCGACAAUUUAAAAUGCAUCGAAGAAUGUCACUCGGCAAGCAAUAACGUUACAGAUAUUCCAUAUCUGCAAAAGUCCUCCGAGUCAAACGUUCAUCUCCAAUGCAAGGAUGCCAAUCGUUUGGUUCUAAAGCACCGAGCUGGAAUAUACGUUAUUGAAACUCUCGAUAGUUUCUAUGGCAAUUGGACCUCGCCGAUCAUAAGCAAAAAUCGCUUUUACGAGUCCGCGAAUUUAAUGCCAAGGCAUCGAUAUCGAUAUCGCAUUCGUAAAGUACAUUCCCAGGGAGUUUCUUUACCGGAAAUCACAGAAUGGUUUCAAACAAACGCCGAGACGUACGUUCCGAUCGCAGUAAAAAACCUAUUAAUUGGUGAAAUAAACCCGAAUAAAAAUAGACCGGGCCAGUUGCAGGCACGCUUGGAUAUCAUUCCCGCUGAUGAUCUUAAUUGUCAGUACAAUGUGAUACACUGGGGCGGAGAGCACGACUUGUAUCAGUAUCAGCUCGACGCGGCUCGCGAGUACAGUUUGGAAUUACGACACUUGAAUUAUGGGAGAAAUAAUACGGUUUACGUUGUAUCGAGAAAUGAAUUGGGCUCGCUACAAAGUGAGAACGCAACGUUAACGUUCCAAACGCCUUCUUGCCUGUCUGUGCAUCGCAAUCUAAGCGCCUGUGCUCCGGCACCAGUAACUGGGCUGCAUGUUGCCUAUCAGUCGAAUAAAAAUGCGGUCGAUUUCAAAGUUGCUUGGGAGGAAGCCGAACUGCAACCCAAUAAUUAUACCAUCAUUGUUCAACCGCUAGAUUUUGAAAAUAGCAGUGUCGAAGUGACCGUUUCUGGGAACGAAACCACGGUCGACAUUCCAAAAGUAGCGCUAAGCCGUCAAUACAAAAUUGCUAUUCUUGCCGAGUCCGAGGGAGGAACAAGCUUGGAAUGGAAAUUGAUUACUGCUACGACCAGGCUAACGGUGGAAUCUCAGGUCAUCAUAGCCAUUUCAACGCUCACAACUCUUGUACUGAUCGUUAUAUUCGGCUACACCUACAUUCGUUACAAGAGAAUGAAGGGCCAUUCAGGCUGUCAGUACAGCUUUUUCGAGAACAUCAAUCGAAAAGCCUGCGGCUUCGAAGAUAUAAAAGCUCCUCUGAAAACUCUAUCACCAUACGAGGCAGAGGACAACAAGUCGAGAGACAAAUUUGAAAUUCAAGUGGAUCGCUUGUCGAUAAAAAAAAUUUUAGGAAGCGGAAUCAGCGGAGUCGUCAAGCUGGCUACCUUGCAAGACGAUAAAAAGAAAAUAAUCCAAGUCGCUGUCAAAAUGCUUCGGGAAGACGCAAGCUCUGACGACGUGCAAAACUUUCAUAGGGAAAUCGCGUUGAUGAAAUCUGCCGGCAACCAUCCGAAUAUCGUUUCGAUCAUUGGCUGCUGCACUUUGAGUAAGCAGCCACUGCUCGUCGUCGAGUUUUGCAGUAAAGGUGAUCUACAGACGUACUUGCGAACGAUACUAGAGGAGAUGAUGACGGCAGUUUUCAAAAAAGUCAAUCGCUCAGCCGAAUCCAAUGGGCCGCAGUCAAUUCUCCAGCGAGAAAGCAACAAUUUUGCUUUGGCAAUCAACAACCGCUUAUACGACAUUCAACAAGAAUCUGGAGUGGAGAACAAGAUCAAUCCCGAGGACUUGCUAAAUUUUGCUCGACAAGUGGCAUCUGGUAUGGAAUUCUUAUCGUCAAAUCGCAUAGUGCAUCGCGAUUUAGCUGCUAGAAACGUACUUGUUUGCGCCGAUCAAACUGUCAAGAUUUCGGACUUCGGCCUGAGCCGCGAUAUAUACCAAGAGAAUGUUUAUAAAAAACAAACCAACGGAAAGCUACCGAUCAAGUGGAUGGCUAUUGAAGCCCUUACUCAUCAGGUCUACACAACUCACAGCGACGUUUGGUCUUUUGGCGUUCUUCUUUACGAGAUAGUGACGUUAGGAGGUAAUCCCUAUCCAGGACUGCCAUGCUGCGAAGUUCUGCAUUUUCUGAAAUCAGGAUAUCGAAUGGAACGCCCAUCUAACUGUGGAUUUCAGCUCUAUGAAAUAAUGCGUUCUUGUUGGCAUGAAAAUCCUCUCAACAGACCGACGUUUUACAAUUUGAAACAGCAACUUGAUAAGCUGUUAACCACCUUUACAGGUAACGAAUACUUAAAUUUGUCGGAACUUUUACGAGAACCCACUACUCAGCAUCGAUAUUUUCUAAAGCAUGACAGAAUAAAUUCGAAUAUUCUAACAAUCCCUCAUAUUAUUUGAAAUUUACUCAUAUCGCGCAUUUUUCUAUUUUCAAUAUUAUCAUUUAGUGAUUAUAAUGAAACGUCGAAUAUUUGUAAUAUAGAAUAUCUACCUCAGUUUUUGACUUUAUAUAAAAAUCAUAAGUAAUACAUUUAAAAUCAGUAAUGCAUGAUAUGAUUGCGUAUUUAAAUGUCAUUUAUUUACACGGGAUCACAGGACGUAACUUCUGAUCAAAAUAUUUGGAAUAAUUGACUUCGUUAAUAUGUAAUAAAUGGAAUAAAUCGUGUGUUGGUAGUUAUUAGUCGAUAUUCUUUGUAAAAUAUUGAACAUUAUCUUAAUAAAUAUAAAAACGUGAUUUAUUGUAAUUUUAUAUGAAUAUGUAUACAUAUAUAUGUAUAUAUCAUAUAUACCUAUAUACAUACAUAUAUUUAUAUAUAUAUAUAAUAUUUACAGCUUUUUUACGACAGUUGCAAAAGUUUUUUAUAAAUACCCUGCUACUUAUAUUCAUAUUUAUAUUGAUAUAUCGUAUAGUUAUACUACAAAUCUAUACAUUGUAUUUAUUUUUUUGCUAGGUUGCGAUCGCGCAAAAUCGUGUAUAAAAGUAGAACCUACUUAAAUCGGACAUUUGUUCCAGAUGAUUCACGGGCAAUUUAUAGAAUUCUUUUUUAAUAUUGCAUUUUUCGGCGGACAGCUCCGUAAAUAUUGCAACAUAAACAGUUAUCCAGAACUCUACAAUCUUUGAAUACCGAGUUUUUAAUAUGUUAACAUUUUUUUCGUUUACAUAAAAACGGGAUCAUUAUAAAACUUUGAGUAUAAAGAUUUCAGAAGUGUGAUAACAAGAUUAUUUAUACGACAGACUAAUAAUAUAUUUAAAGCUGUUUAUCUAAAUUGGAAAUCAAAGAAAAUUAUUUUUGAUUUCAUUAUAAAACUGUAAUAUAAAUUUAUAAAAAAACUCGGUAUAAGGUUGACAAUCUUACAAGCCUAUACAGUGUGCAUGCAAGAUCAUACUUCAUAUCAUAUCAAAAUACUUUUAAGACUUAUAUACUACAAUAAUAAUAAUAAUAAUAAUAAUAAUAAUAAUAAUAAUAAUAAUAAUAAUAAUGAUGAUGAUAAAACAGAAAAAGAUAUUUAGUAUAAUCAUUUACAGAAAUAAAUCUGUUUAUAGAAAUAAAUAUUCAUUGAACUUUACUGAUCCAAAAUAAAUGUUUUCGUUCAAGCUCCAUUAUUUCUUCACAGUUAUAAUUACAGAGAGCAUACAAGCUCAUGCAUGAUCCACUUUACUGUGCAAUCCUGUUAUCACAGUAUAACUUGAACCCUAAUGACUACUUUAAGUCAUUGUUCUCGAUGUAUUGAUUUUUGAUUUCAUUGCAGACGUUAUGUAAAUAUGUUGGU
Molecule: messenger RNA, 4385 nt
Organism: Nasonia vitripennis (jewel wasp)
Lineage: Eukaryota; Metazoa; Arthropoda; Insecta; Hymenoptera; Pteromalidae
Product: tyrosine-protein kinase receptor torso
Exons: 18
Coding region: 633-3014 (793 amino acids)
Biological process (GO): protein phosphorylation; multicellular organism development; cell surface receptor protein tyrosine kinase signaling pathway
Cellular component (GO): signaling receptor complex
Molecular function (GO): ATP binding; protein binding; transmembrane receptor protein tyrosine kinase activity
Source: RefSeq, a predicted model, not a curated record